Messenger RNA from Hypanus sabinus (Atlantic stingray), 994 nucleotides. RefSeq names its product general transcription factor II-I repeat domain-containing protein 2-like. The transcript is spliced from 2 exons. Bases 79 to 681 code for a protein of 200 amino acids. Lineage: Eukaryota; Metazoa; Chordata; Chondrichthyes; Myliobatiformes; Dasyatidae. The record is from RefSeq and is a predicted model, not a curated record.
GUGAAAACUUUCCUGGGCAGCAAAGGGCUCACCUUUCCUGAGCUGGAACAGCCAGAGUGGCUGGAAAAGCUACACUUCAUGGUAGACAUGACAGCGCACCUGAACACGCUGAACACAGCUCUUCAGGGGAAAGGACGUACAGCCCUGCACAUGUUGGAGGAUGUUUUGGCAUUCGAGCGCAAGUUGACAGUGCUUGCCAGAGAUUUACAGAAAGGCACUUUGUCUCACUUCCCCAAUUUGAGAGAGUUCAAACAAGGUCACGACAUGAUAAUUUCGGAGUAUUUACAUUCUGCAAUCAUCGCAAUGCAAACAUCGUUUGGGAAACGCUUCUGUGAGUUCAGAGAGGAAAAAAACACAUUAUCCUUCCCGGUCACUCCCUUAAGCAUCGAUCCUUCCCUACUGAAUACGACUGCAUUGGCAGGUGUGAGUCAACCUGAUCUUGAGAUGGAACUGGCCGACAUAGCCGACAAAGACAUAUGGGUGUCCAAGUUUAGACGCUUGACAGCAGACCUUGAAGAUGUUGCCUGUCAGAAGGCCGUUCUUGCUCAGAAACACAAAUGGAGUGAUAUUGAAAACCUCACAGAUGACAGCUUGCGAUCCUGUGUAAAGAUGAAGGUGACAUCAUACAGCCCUGAUGUGCAGACGCUGUGCGCUGAGGUCCAGGAGCAGAAAUCCCAUUAACCAAGAUGACAGCUGGCUGACGUUAUUUUUGGUUUGCUGCUGGCGGAAAAUUUAAGUUCGGCGUUUUUCAUAAAUACAAGAAGGACUCAAAUAGACAUUGAAUAUUUUACUUAAAAGUAACUUUCAACCCAACGUCUUUUUUUCGGAGUUCAAAAUGUUUUUGUUGCAUGCAGAAAUGUAAUUUCGUUUUCUCUGCAGGAGUUCAUCAAUUUCAUAAAUGCAACACAUUAUAGUUUGUUUAUACAUAGCAUAAAGGCAAAAAAAAACGUUGUAUGCAGUGUUAUUUCAUUUUAAAUGUCAAACGGGUUUUGCG